Messenger RNA from Pristis pectinata (smalltooth sawfish), 4442 nucleotides. Its product is annotated as eukaryotic peptide chain release factor subunit 1. Bases 339 to 1652 code for a protein of 437 amino acids. Gene Ontology annotation, cellular component: translation release factor complex; cytosol. Gene Ontology annotation, biological process: cytoplasmic translational termination. Gene Ontology annotation, molecular function: translation release factor activity, codon specific; sequence-specific mRNA binding. The transcript is spliced from 10 exons. NCBI's taxonomy places the organism in Eukaryota, Metazoa, Chordata, Chondrichthyes, Rhinopristiformes, Pristidae. The record is from RefSeq and is a predicted model, not a curated record.
GGGAGGCGAGCUCGGGCCAAUCGGGGAAGGGUUUGGUCGGCGGUGUGGCGGCUGGCGGAGCGAAUGGGCGGCGGCGGUGCUGGCGGUGACGUCAGCGGAGCCAGGGCGAGCGCUCCAUGUGAGGUUGGCGCACACGCUCGCCGGUGCCUGACGUCAGGGGCGGAGAGCGGGGGCUGAGCCGGAGCGGGCGGCGAGACGAGCGGCGGAGCCGGGCUCGGGGAGCUGUGGUGCGUGUGAGUGUGAGCGAGUGAGGGGGGCCCAGUCUCUCACUCCCCGUCUCUCUCUCUCUCUCUCUCUCCCCCCGCCGAGCGCAGCUGGAGCAGCAGCACCAGAAGAAAAUGGCGGACGACCCGACCGCAGCCGACAGGAACGUGGAGAUCUGGAAGAUCAAGAAGCUCAUCAAGAGCCUGGAGGCCGCCAGAGGGAAUGGCACCAGUAUGAUUUCGCUCAUCAUUCCUCCCAAAGACCAGAUCUCACGAGUAGCAAAGAUGUUGGCGGAUGAGUUUGGCACUGCUUCAAACAUCAAAUCUCGAGUGAAUCGUCUGUCUGUACUGGGAGCCAUUACGUCUGUGCAGCAGCGUCUUAAACUAUACAACAAAGUACCACCUAAUGGUUUGGUUGUCUACUGUGGAACAAUUGUAACAGAAGAAGGCAAAGAAAAGAAAGUUAACAUUGAUUUUGAGCCCUUCAAACCAAUUAAUACAUCGUUAUAUCUCUGUGACAACAAAUUUCAUACGGAGGCUCUUACUGCACUUCUGUCAGAUGACAGCAAGUUUGGGUUCAUCGUAAUUGACGGUACUGGAGCUUUGUUUGGUACUCUACAGGGAAACACACGAGAAGUACUACACAAAUUCACAGUGGAUCUACCAAAGAAGCACGGCAGAGGAGGGCAGUCUGCCCUGCGUUUUGCUCGCUUACGAAUGGAAAAGAGGCAUAACUAUGUACGGAAGGUAGCAGAGACAGCUGUACAGCUCUUCAUCAGCAGUGACAAGGUGAACGUGGCAGGUCUUAUCCUGGCAGGAUCAGCUGAUUUCAAAACUGAGCUCAGUCAGUCCGACAUGUUUGAUCCGCGAUUGCAGAGCAAAGUACUGAAACUGGUGGACAUCUCCUAUGGAGGUGAGAAUGGUUUUAAUCAAGCAAUUGAGCUGUCAGCUGAGGUCUUGUCCAGUGUGAAGUUCAUUCAGGAAAAGAAACUAAUAGGGCGAUACUUUGAUGAAAUCAGCCAAGAUACAGGGAAGUACUGCUUUGGAGUAGAUGACACACUUAAAGCACUGGAGAUGGGUGCAGUUGAAAUCCUGAUAGUUUAUGAAAAUCUGGAUAUUAUGCGAUACGUACUCCGCUGUCAUGGCACAGAAGAAGAGAAAAUCUUGUAUUUGACUCCUGAACAAGAGAAGGAUAAAUCCCAUUUCACGGACAAAGAGACUGGCCAGGAACAUGAGCUCAUAGAAAGCAUGCCCCUCCUAGAAUGGUUUGCCAACAACUACAAAAAAUUUGGAGCUACACUGGAGAUCGUUACAGACAAAUCGCAGGAAGGUUCCCAGUUUGUGAAAGGCUUUGGUGGGAUUGGUGGUAUUCUGCGAUACCGUGUGGACUUUCAAGGAAUGGAGUACCAGGGAGAUGAAGAAGACUUUUAUGACCUGGAUGACUACUAGGUAGUCUGGAAUAGGUCUGGUUACAGGUGCCUAACCCUCCAGCAUCCAACCCAAGAAGUGAAGAUCCACAACAGAAUAAUCAAUCCCUGCCUUAGAACAGACAUUAUCACAACUUGUGAUAUUCUAAAUACAUUGGAGAUGGUGAAUUUAAAAAAAAACAAAUAACACGCAUAGAUUUGUCAUAGUGUCAAUACAGCAGCAACACCAAACUACUGUUCUUAAUGCCAGUUUGGACUAAUCUUUUGAGAAAUGUUUUUUUAAUUUUUACUUCAAUGGGAUUUUUGUUGCUGUUGUAUUUUAUGAAAUUGAAACAUUUUUUACCUCCAUAUGUAGAGGCAAAUAAUAAAAAUGGAAUGCUAUUGAAUUUCAUUUCUGCAGGCUGAAUGGAUAUGAGCUCUGUUUUCCCCCUUGGAAAAGAAUUUCUAUAUUAAAACAUAUGGAUAUCUUGACCAACUUGUGUACUGAAUGACCCCGUUUACAUGGGCACCACUAAAAAUGGUUGUACCUGAAGGGGGAGAGUGAAGAAUAUGCCUUUUGCUAUGUAAAUGAUUAAUGUUAAUCUCCAGAUUAAAGUAGUGGGGAUAAAUUUUCAAUUUUGCAUUUUUUGGAGGUGGUGGGGGGGGGGGGGGUGGUUGUCUUCUGACUUUGCAGAGGAAGCAGGAAAGAAUCCCACAUGCCUUUUAUUAAGAAUUAAUAUAUAUUGGGGAGGCUUGAGCACAACUCUGAGUUUGCUAGGUUUCACCAGAUAUGUCCUAGUGAUAACUACUGUCAUAGAUACUCAAUCCUUGGGCAAGUUUCAUACCUGCAGUGGUAUUGAUAGUUUAGACAAGAGUUCCCAUUCUUGUGGGUGCAAAAGCCACUAAGCUUCAACUUUGGUUUAGAUCUGGGUGAAGGUGUAUUAUGUUAAUAGGAUCUGCUCCAUAUUGGGGUUUAUUUGUUGCUACAGCAUGGACUUGAACUGGAUGCACCCUAGCAUUCAUGCUGCAGGACACAACCUCUGCAGACUGUGUCAGAAAAUUGAUGGGUCCUUAUUUGUUCGAAACAAUCCCAAAUUCUAGCAAACUCAGCCAGCCACUGUCACCCUUUCAUGAAAUUCUGGUAUCACACAUCUGUUGGGGUUUUCUUGGAGUGGAAGGAGGCUCUCACCUUAAACCUCUGGUGCCUACUCUGAUUCAGCCUACUAGUUGGCAUAGCGCAAGGAGAUGGUUUCUUUCCCUCUCCAUUACUUGAGAUUAUCAGGAAUUUUUUUACCAUCUGUUGACAGGUAAAAAUAGAACAUUAAAACUGCACAGAAAGAGGUCAUAUUAGUACAAAGGGAGUGCUUUGAACAUUGGCAUUGGGCUGGAGCUGUAUUAAAUUGUUGAAUAUGCAUUGAUUGAGAAAAUCAAUGGGGAACAAAUUUCAAAUGAGCCUUGUUAAAUAGCUAAUUCACUGAAAUCAAAAUGGUUGCAGUCUAACAAAUUUCUUGUCGUGCCUGAAGCAAUCUCGUUAAUAAACUGAGGUGAACAUUAGGAUUAUUAAUUGGAUUGCAUCUCAUGUCGAACAUUUAAGUGCUCAAAAGUGGAAUAAGUUUGUAAAUUAGUGGUGUGACCAGUUACUGUACACUUUUGCAUCACAAGCAGCAUAUAGUGCAAGCAGUCACUAAGGUUGGAAUUAAUCAACCCCAGUUCUUCUAACCAGUGCAGACCAAAAGGAAAGCAAUGAUUUUUUUUAAUAUAUAAUCAACAUGGUUGUGAUUAUGUUGAAAUCUGGUAUUUAUGAAAUAAUGUGGGAAGAUGGGUCCUGAUUGUACAGAUAACAACAACAACACAUCAUCUUCAACUCCUUACUUGGUUUGAAUGUGUAUAGUGCAGUUCACAAGCCACUAAUAUCAGGCUCUGAUCUGACACACAUCUAAUGCAUAGCACCAUUGCCAUUAAUUAGCAAGACCUUCCUAUUCCAUAUGAGCAGUGACCUGUGCUACUUUGUAGUGCUAUCAGAUUCUGCACAGAUCCCAAAAUCUUUAAGUAGAUGUAUGUUUAAUUUAGCACAGUUAUACACAAAGUUGUCAAUUUAAAACUAGUAUACCACUACACUUCUGUUCACCAUUAAGAUUAGAAUGUUUUCAAAAACUCCAAAUACUGAAAUCUGUUUGCAGCUUCUGAAAUAUUUUUCUGUCAAAAUAUCCAAAAAUGUUUUUGUUUCCGAGCAGUCAAAAUUUCUCAUGCUGAAUAUAUAAAGUAGAAUUAAGAUUUUCCAAAUAUUGUAUGGUAUUCAUGAAAUGAUUGCAAUUGUUUUUUUUCAUUUUGGCCUCUGAGGUUUCAGUGCUUAAAGGAUUUGUGUAGAACUCACGUUGAGUUUGUGCACACUUGCAAUGUUCUUCUAUUUGUCCUCCCCAGUCCCUGUCCAAAAGGGAGAAUUGUGGUGGACCAUGCUUUCAGCACUGGAUUGUGCAAACUGUGUAAAUGGGGCCAUUUUGAUACAUAAAACAAGGAUAUAUAUAAAUAUAUAUAUUUACAUUUUCAAAUAGCCCACUGCUUGGUAUAAAAAGUAUGCAUUGGAAAGUAUGCAGCUCUUUUUGUAGUUUUAAUGUUUACUAUUUAAGUUUGGAAAUGAUGCCAAAAUGUGUUGUUUUUUUUUGUAUUCCUUUGACCAAUGUAUUCUCCAGAAAUGGAAGUGAUCGUUGAAUUCACAGAAAGGGGUAGAUUUCAGCUUUUAUGCACUACAGCCUCUGCAGAAAGGUCCCAAGCAGCAACUUGGCGUUGUGAUGUACAGAAAUGGAGAAGAGUAUUAAAACCAUAUUUAAGAAUA